This is a messenger RNA of Toxotes jaculatrix (banded archerfish), 2803 nucleotides long. RefSeq names its product dual specificity protein phosphatase 7-like. Gene Ontology annotation, cellular component: cytosol; cytoplasm. Lineage: Eukaryota; Metazoa; Chordata; Actinopteri; Toxotidae. The record is from RefSeq and is a predicted model, not a curated record. The transcript is spliced from 3 exons. Gene Ontology annotation, biological process: negative regulation of MAPK cascade; protein dephosphorylation. The coding region runs from base 362 to 1471 and encodes 369 amino acids. Gene Ontology annotation, molecular function: protein tyrosine/threonine phosphatase activity; MAP kinase tyrosine/serine/threonine phosphatase activity.
UAUCGGAAUGGUAAAACGAGAAUGUGCAUGGAGGACCUUGGUAGGAUGUGGAGUAGUUGAAGUUGCUGAAGAGAUUAUUGGCUCCGAAACAUUCACAUUUAAACUUGUAUCUCGUUAAUUAAAGUGUAAAUAGGUCUCCAUUAGCCCCGGGGCAGGUCAGACUCACUGACUGAUGGAAACAGAGAAGAGGAAAAGGGGGAAAUCUCUUCGCUCAAGCAGAAGCGCCAUGCACUGGCGGGGCAACAUUUAACGCUUCUGUUUGCUUUUGUUUUUGUUUUCCGGGUGAAAUGUAGUUUAUCGCCGUGUGGUGGAUCAUGUAGUAAGUGUUUGCGCUUGCACGUAGUAUGAUAUUGAGUCCGAUAUGUCUGAUGUGACGCCGAGUAAAAGCGUGGAAUGGCUGCAACUCCAGUUACACUCCGGAGGCACUUCUCUGCUCCUGCUGGACUGUCGUUCAAAAGAGCUUUAUGAAUCAUCCCACAUAGAGACCGCCAUAAACCUGGCCAUACCGGGGCUGAUGCUCCGGAGGUUCAAAAAGGGCAACAUACCAAUCCGGACUAUCAUCCCCAACCAUGAGGAUAAAGAGAAGUUCAUAAGGCGGUGUAAGACGGACACGGUCGUCCUGUACGAUGAGUGCACCUUGGACUGGCAGGCUAGCGGAGCUCCAACGUCGGUUUUGGGUCUGCUUCUUCAGAAACUGUGGGAAGACGGCUGCGAGGCGUAUUACCUGGAAGGUGGAUUUGUAAAGUUCCACGAAGACUAUCCAGACCACUGUGAGACCCUACUCGACAGCUCCUGUCCCAGUUCCUCUCCUCCACUCUCUGUUCUGGGUUUUGGAAAUCUCCGGAUCAGCUCAGAUUGUUCCGAUGGGGAGUCCGAUCGAGAGCCAAGCAGUGCCACAGAGUCUGAGGAGAGCCCCAUCCCCAGCAAUCAGCCUGCCUUCCCUGUCCAGAUCCUACCCUACCUUUACCUGGGCUGCGCCAAAGACUCCACUAACCUAGACGUGCUGGGCCAGUACAACAUCAAGUACAUCUUGAACGUCACACCCAAUCUUCCCAACAUGUUUGAGCAUGAUGGCCACUUCAGGUACAAACAGAUUCCCAUUUCGGACCACUGGAGUCAGAACCUGUCCCAAUUCUUCCCAGAGGCUAUAUCAUUUAUAGACGAGGCUCGAUCGAAGCAGUGUGGCAUCCUGGUCCACUGCUUGGCCGGCAUCAGUCGCUCAGUCACAGUCACCGUGGCCUACUUGAUGCAGAGACUCAACCUUUCUCUCAACGACGCUUAUGACUUUGUGAAGAGGAAGAAGUCUAACAUUUCCCCAAACUUCAACUUCAUGGGUCAGCUCCUGGACUUUGAGAGGACGCUGGGGCUGCACAGUCCCUGUGAUAACCGUUCUACCAACGAGGAGCAGCUCUUCUUCACCACACCAACCAAUCACAACGUCUUCCAGCUCGACACGCUGGAGUCAACAUGAGGAACAGUUGGACAGCUUUUCUGUUGUUUCCUGUGGUUUCUUUGAGGUUUUCUUUGAGCCUGUCAGAUGUCUAACUGGCUGACACAGGCAGUAAUUGAGUUACACUAUUUCUGCACCAAAAGGAACUACAUUGAUUUGUUAAAGGAGCAGCGCCAAUAUGCAGAGAACAUGCUACAUUAGAUCAAGUAUCAAUGCCUUAAUAUCUAACACAAGGAUGAAUUUUGCUAUCCACCAUACAUGGCAUUAAUGAAUGGUCAUGCACAGCCAUAAAUCUAGGAUUGUUGUUUGACUGUUACUUGUUACUCACCAGCUGUAAAGUGGAUGUUAAUGUAUUUCUUUGUAUUAGUCAUGAUUCUUGCCUUGAUGGUCUAAAAGGAGUCAGAAUGUUUUCUGUGGACCAAUCUGAGAUGUUUUGACGGUACUCUAGCAGAGAUAAAUAAGCUACUACAGUGAUCCGGCCUUGAAUUAUCGUCCAGUUUUUCAUCUGAUGACUGCAGUUCCCUUGCAGCAGAAUGAAGUGACUAUUGAAAGUGGAAAUUUUUUUUCUAUGUGCUUUUAGUCAGAAAACCUUAACUAAUUUCUGGUAAAGGCAGCAGGAUAUCAGAUAAGCGGCCACUUGUUGCAAAAUAUCAAAGUUAAAACACGUUACUCCUCAGAAACUCCUCCUGUACAUUCCAUUGCUUAUAACUGCAUUAUUUGCAUGUGAUUAUGUUCUACCACAGACCUUGUUUUGUAACCUUUAGGUCAUGUUUCCUGUUAUUGUUUAGGCCUUGACCAUACAUUAACAAGAAGUAGAUGUGUAGGUAACAGUAUAUAUGCACGGUUUUUGCCACAACUGAAAGGAACAAAUGUGUAAGUAAUCAGUGUAUAAAGGAAUGGAUGUCCACCUUAUUUUUUACUCUGACAGUCUUCAGCCUGCAGCUACUCCUUCUGUGGCACAAUAAUGUUAAGGGAAACAUGAUGUGUAAUUAGCUGUUCUCUAUUGCCAGUCUCGUCUCAGAACAAAUGAGUGAGUAUGAUGUUUGAGAGGGAAUGAAAGGAAAUGAGUUUGACUAAUGUGUUCUUACCUCACAGAGAGACAUUUUCAGGGAUUUUUAUACAAGGCAUCUGUAGCUCGUCAUGGCCUCUUAAAGUGCAUCCAAGGGCUGUUUUGUUUGGUAUGUUUGUAAAGAUGUACAUAAACUGUGGUUGUUAUAGGGACAUUUUCUCAAAAUCAUGAAGAAUGCGAAAGUGAUCCUAUUUUGACCCUUAUGUAUAGUGUAUGUAAAACUAAAUGUCCAAGACAUUCUGUACAAGUUUAUACAACAAAUAUAUUGUAUAUUUUUACUUGAA